UUCUCGUAACCGUGGAAGUCGUACAGGACGGUGCGGACGGUGGGGGAGCAGCGGCUCUCACGAUGAGCUUGAAGAAGGCCAGCCGUACCAAGAGUCUGUCGUUAAGCGGAGAUGACUUUCCGCUGCGUCCAGUCGCCGGGACCGGAAAUGUCACGGGCAAACCGAAGGCCACCUUCAGCAUGGUGAAGCGGCCGGAGGAUACGCUCAAGAUAAUGAAGUACAUCGACGAUAACGUGAUCGGGAAAGGUGUCGCAUUUCUGGGACCGUACGGGCGUCGUAAAGUGGUGUAUGCCGAUUAUGCUUCGUCUGGACGUUCGUUGCAGUUUUUAGAAGAUUAUAUAAAUAAGGAAGUUUUGCCGGCAUUUGGUGAUAUCAGCUGCAUAUCAGCCGUUACUGGCCUGCAGUCACAUUUGUAUGACAAUGAAGCCCGAGACCUAGUGCGUGCAGCUGUCGGUGCCAAUGGUGAAGAUGAGAUCGUUUUCUGUGAUAAUCCCGCCGAACGUUUGUGCUAUCUGCUAUCGAAUCCUAAUGUGUGCGACCUUAGCACUUCCCAGUUUCACAACAAUUCUCACAGUGCCAUUAGCAACAUUUCCCUAAGCGCAUUGCACCAACAAUCACUUCAGUUAGGCACCACAGUUAGAAACAAUAGUUUCUCCAAUACUUCCGCCCUAUCGGACAGCGUGGUAGACAUUAGCCAGUCCCAUCAGAGCCUAUCAACAGCGCCACCAGUGCUAUUUGUAAGCACCUCGGAACCGGUAUCUAACCUACGCUCGUGGAUCGAUGCCGGUUGGCAGAUUGAGCGUAUUAUAAAAAAUCAUGAGGGAUUCCUGGAUUUGGUCGAUUUGGAGAAACGGUUGCAGCACUACUCAGAGUCACGUCGAAAGAUGGUAGGUCUGUUUUCCGGUGCGUCCCGGCUGACAGGCAUUCUGGCGGAUGAUGUAGCCACGACGAUUCUGCUACACCAAUACGAUGCACUCUCCAUUUGGGACCAUUCAAUGGCGGCUUCGUGUGCACCGAUCAGCACCAAUCCGAUACUGCCCGGUGCGCAGAAGGAUGCCAUCUUUUUCCACUGCAAUCGGUUGGUCGGUGGUGUGCAGGCGCCGGGUGUGCUAGUCAUUAAGCGUAGACUAAUCGAACACAGUACCUCCUUCCUGACCGACUCGGUCGGGGUUGUCGGUGCCGUACGGGCAGGACUCGUGCUGCAGCUGAAAGAGUCGCUCGGUUCGCAGGCGAUCAUGGGCCGCAUGGAAAAAACGUGCAAGCAAAUGUUGGCUCACGUGCGCACCAUUCCGGAGAUUGCACUGCUCGGACCGCCAUGCACCACGGCAAAGCGUCUUACCACGCUUUGCUUCAUGGUUCGGCAUCCUAGGGGCGCUUUCCUGCACCACCGGUUCGUGGUGGCUGUGCUGAACGAUGUGUUCGGCAUACAGGCAACGGCCGACAAUAUGGUCGGCGAUUCACUCGGCAUCAAUCCCCAGCUGAUGGUAGAGUACGAAAAGCUGCUGAACGAUGAGUCGCUGAGCGCGGGCUGUCUGCAUCCGGGAUAUACGCGUAUCACGUUUCCAUUCUUUAUGCCGGAAGCGGAAGUAGCUUUCAUACUGGAAGCACUUAAAAUGGUGGCUACCGAAGCGUGGAAGCUGCUACCACAGUACGAAGUGGAUGAACGUUCUGGCGAAUGGCGACACCAUUCAAAUUCGCUCGCAAAGGAACGGAAAUGGCUAGGUGCCAUCCGGUACAUUGACGGCAAAAUGUUGUUCUCGGAUCGGCGCAUCUCUGGACCGGGUUCCUUUCCACAAAACUAUUCGGACUGUUUGCAGACGGCAAGAAAUCUGUUUAAUCGGGCACGCAAAAUGGCUCAACGGUCCACCACGGAGGAAAUUGUGCUGAAGCUACCGAAUGUGGCAAUGGAGAAGCUGCGCUGGUACAUGCUGUCCGGGGAAGCGCACGAACUGUUACUAGGUCAUUCACAUAAUGUAAAAAAUACAGUACCCUUCGAUCCUACUAGAAUACCUGAGAAUUCGUCGCUGAUGUUAAUUCAUCGACACCAUAGCCUUUCGGCGCUGGAUAUUAAACGGUUCAAAAGUCGUAGUUUGCCAGCAUCUCCGCUGCAGAUAUCGAAUCGUCGUCAGAACUCAUCCUCUCCCUGUCAAUCGCACAGUCCCACACCGACCUCAUCGCCGCCGAUGGUGAGAUUUUCGGUUGGAGGUGAAGUCACGACGUUACUCAACCCUUCACCAAUUGCAACGGGACAUGUUAGUACUUCAGCCGGAAUUGUCCCAGCUGGAAGUCCCAUCGGACGCGAUAUGAAUGUCAGCCGUAACAGAUGUCACAGUUGGGGAGCAGCCAGCUAUCGCGCACACAUCAGCAGUAGCCGUAACAGUACCGAUCGACAUGACACCAAUCCGGUUAGCACCGGAAGUACAAAUCUCCACACACUAGGACCUCAGACACGGGCAAGCCUUGGGCUGGUAGAACCUCAUCAACAUCUACCAUUCGCCGUACAACAACGCGCCUAUCAAACGCAACAGUCAAUGCCGGCACCGUCAUCACAGCAGCGACCACCGUUACGCCGCCCGCUGUCGGUAGCGGCUACAGCACCGAUUCCGUUCCCUUCGAUGGCGGGCCGACUUCCGAAGCAACGAUCCUGCUCGUGCAGCAGCCAGACCGAUGUUAGCCUGCAGCACAACGAAAGCCCACCACGGCCAGGGACGACGGUGGUGGGUUCGCCGACACCGAGCCUUCCUAAUCUACGGUCGCAUAUGGGAAGCAGCUGUAGCGAAAGUACGGAAGAUAUCCAGGCGUACGUGAAGGAGAUGACGAAAGAGUUGGCGACCGAAAUCAAGUCCGAGAUACGGGAGGUGAUCAGCAAAGUUGAGGACGUUCUUGAGAGUACCGAUAGUAUCGAGAUGAGCAGCUUGGUGAACUUUAAUUCGCUCGGACAAUUAAGCCAUCUACCGGUGGAAAACAAACGCGAUUCCAUAUCAACGAGUGACGUGGUGGACUAUUUGCGCGAGUUUAGCAAAGAGAUGACGAACGAGGUGAAGUCAGAGAUACGAGAUGUUGUAAAUGCGGUGGAUGAAAUCAUUUCACCGGAAGGAUUUCUUAGUUCGCGCAAAAACUCACCCCCGGAUAUAUUGAGCAAAAACAACAACAACAACGGGACUGGAAACCAUCCAUCACAAUCCCAUGCAGCAUUCGGAGGACACAAACUCCUGAUCAAGCAACGGUACAGCGAUAUAACGCCGGAUGCAAAAAUUCAUCGGCCCCGGUCGGCUGACAACGAUCAGGGCAAGCAUCGGUCGGAAUCGUUCCCGAGACCAAGCUCGGCGGCCAGCCCGGAACAUAUGGGCAUGAUGGGGCCACCGUUACACUACGUGAGCGCUAUUGCCAAGAGCUUUGAUCCACGGUCGACCAUGUCCUCGCAGGAUUCCGGCAUCAAUAUGAAUUUUUGCGAUGCAGCGGACGAGAGUAACCGUGUCCGGGUGGGCAGAACGUCCGGCAACGAUAGAAUACGCACAGUCUCGGCCGAUGUGGACAGUUCUAGCAAACCCAUCAUCCCACCCCGUCGACUCAUAUCGGAACCGUCGGGUGGGUCGAUCGUUGAAACAUUGGACGGUAGUAAUACCGCUCCGGUGGUCAGUAACACCGUUGGCAAGAGUCCACUGGCCCGACAGCAACACGUCCUCAACCGUACGCCGUCGGGUGAUAGUGUUCCGAUCGUUCAACCACCGUGCGUAACAUCGGUAACCGGUAGUAGUACCAGCAGCACCACCAUCCAGUGGCACCAGAUGCCGAAGGACAUCUGGAAGCAGGCAGCUGAGGCACUAGACGAGUACCAUAUGCUACAGGAAGGGGAUCGUGUCCUGGUGUGUCUGUCCGGUAGUAGCUCUUCCAUGUGUUUGCUACAUCUCCUGCGUCAGUUUUGCCAAACGCGUCAGCUAAAGGUUGAACUGGCCGCUGUCACGGUGGGUGGUGACUGUGAAGUUGAUCCACGCACUUUAAUGCUGUACCUGAAGGAGCUCGGUGUGACGUACUUCUACGAGCCGCAAGCAUCUACAAAUGAGUCGUUAAGUGAUCAGCUUAUGCGUCACGCGCGAUCCCGGCAAUACAACGUGUUAGCUAUGGCCAGUACGUUAGACAAGUUGGCCGAUCGGUUCCUUUCUUCUUUGUUUUACCGAGGGGAGCUUUGUGCACUGCAAGCCGUACAGCGUUCCAACGAAGCAUCGAAGUCUCUCGAGGGCGAUGUGCGAAUCAUCCGGCCGUUACUGUUUUUGCGGGAAAAAACGUUCGUAGAGUUUGCCACUGCUCAGGGUAUACCGAGCCGAACCACGUGCUUCGCCUCGGGUGCUGACGGUACGGACACGUUACGUGAUUUGCUGCACAAACAGGAGCUGAUGAACCCGCUCGUAUACCACAACAUUCGGAACGCUCUAAGACCGAUCGUUUCACUGCGAACUGAAGCGUCCAAGUCGGCGUACGAAAUGCUUCGAUCAUCCCUAAACACACGGGAGUAAUGGAAG
Molecule: messenger RNA, 4520 nt
Organism: Anopheles maculipalpis
Lineage: Eukaryota; Metazoa; Arthropoda; Insecta; Diptera; Culicidae
Exons: 12
Coding region: 63-4514 (1483 amino acids)
Source: RefSeq, a predicted model, not a curated record